Molecule: messenger RNA, 2091 nt
Organism: Ramularia collo-cygni
Lineage: Eukaryota; Fungi; Ascomycota; Dothideomycetes; Mycosphaerellales; Mycosphaerellaceae
Exons: 5
Coding region: 1-2091 (696 amino acids)
Source: RefSeq, a predicted model, not a curated record
AUGAUUGUUGCAAGCAAUCUAGUCUCCCGACCCGAAAGCAAAGGACAGGCAAUGCACACAGAGACGACCGUUCAUGGUCAAGGGCAUCGUGAAAUCCACUCAAUGGUCAAGCACCUCGAAAACAAUGGCUUUGAAGAUACACCUUUCGCCAUUGUGGCCAUCGACAAGGAUGGCAAUGCACAGGUUCAUGCAUCGAAACAGGUCAAAGGAUUUCUUGACGAGCGACUCUUUGCCGCCAGAUUUGAAGACGCGCACACGCUAUCAAUACAGCACAACUACUCCGGAUCUUCCCCUUUCUCGCCCGAGUUAGACUCAGCCGGUGAAAUUUCCUGGCCAUGUCAUCUCAAUUUGAUGAAGCAACGGCAAACCCUCACAUCCAACACUAGUAAUUGCACGCUCCCAAGGGCGAGGCACCAACAGCGGUUAUCUUUGCUGCGAGAACCCUCUCCAGCUUCUUCCUCGUACUCGAGGAUUGUUCGUGGGGGAGCAGCAUCCGAUGCCGCAGAUCAUAGACCUGACUUCAAGAAAGGCUCAAUGAAGUCCUUCAGAAUCGACUCCAAGGCUGAUGUCACUGCGUACCUCGAAAGUCGGCUCAAGCGGCUGCAGCAGCUGGCUGUCAAGAAGAUUGCCAAGGCAUGGAUCAAAGGCAUAUGCCCCAAGAAGCAAGCCAACUUUCCCUAUCGAAACAAGCAGAGAGGGAAUGAAGUUCCUCGGAUUCCUGGCUGGUGGCCACAGGAACAAGGGGUGUGUCGUUUCCUCGAACCCGACCACAUCAAGCGUGAAGAACGUAUGCAGCUGUGCCUACACCUGCUUCGUCUGCGCCCAACUCCCCAGCAACUCCGCGCUUGGAACAACAACCAUACAGAAGACAACAAGACUCAUGUGCGGUGUGGUUGGACCGCGUUCCUCAAGGAGCUUGCUGGCCCAGAUGUGUUUGAUGAUCUUCCCAAAGAGGCGCCGAAUCGGGUCAGACUUAGACAGAAUCUCUUGGCUCAGAUGUAUGAAGUCGCGGCAAUGGAGGAGCAGCUCGAGAAGGACGAGAUCGAUGGUGGAUCUCUAUACCAUUGUGGGGAGGAAGAAGGGGAAGAGAGAAGACAAGUGGCUUUGAAGCGAUCUCGUAGUUUAUCACUGACCUCGAGCGUCGGAGAUGAUUCUGGAGAUGAUUCUAGCGAGUCAGUUGCAUUGGCGAGGUGCAUCGGGGCCAAAAAGCCAAGACAGAGCGACGAUUCGGCUCUCACCUCGGCCGGAUUGAGCUCCGAGGGUCGGAUAGAACCUACGGAGAAGGCCAGUCGAGAGCAGUCCCCGCAUUGGGAUAAUAUUCAGGACCAGUCCUACAGUGAGCCAAGUGUAGCGAUUGCCUCAGCCAUGCCUUCGAACGAUACUCGAGCAUCCCGGGCUCUCCUUCAGUCUCACUGGACAAGCGUCCAACCAUAUCCCCAGCAUAUCGAGCCAUCGAUGAUGGCUUCAGACGACGGCCUUGCAAGUUCGGAUCCACCUGUCAGUAUGAUGAGCCGCAGACGUGCUGCCAGAGCCCAAAGGCAGAAGUUCAGCAACUCGAUCGAUCCCUCUCGCGUUAAGAUCGAGACUCAACCUUCAAUGCCAAUACCUCAGGUUGAUCAAGUCCAAUCUUGGCGUGCUUCUGCUGGCCAUGACUGGGUCGACGUUGCAUCGUCGUUCGGGUCUUCUCGGGCGGAUGCAAAUGCGACCUCCGAGAUCUACUCUGCUGGAUUCCAGCCACUAAACUUUCCGGAAACACAGCGCUACGAUUUCCCAAGCUACUCGGAGCAUGGUUCGGGCCAAUCACCACAGCAGAUUCCCUGCACCCAAGUGUAUCCAGCACAGAAUCUGUUACGAACGGAAGUGUGUCUGCCGCCCAACUGCUGUGCGCAAAUCGAACCUGCGGCUGCGCCCACGCCAAUACCAAUGUCAUUUGGGAGCUUUUCGUUUGCGGCCGGUCUAGAAACGACCAGUAUCGGGCUGCAACAGCCGUGGCAAGUUCAGGCCUCACCAGCACGCCAUACGCAACAGCGCGAUGGUGUUCCUGGCUUCUUCUACUCUUGGCCUACCAGUGCAUGGGACAGCCGAUGCUGA